AUGGCAAACAAAGUCAUCAUGUCCUCCUCAGCCUCCAGCACUUGUUUUCACACCGAUCCACGCAUCAAGAUGACCUUUGACGUUGUAAACUGGGACGCCCUUUCUUCUCUCGCAUGCAAGCACUUCCAGGUUGAUUCUUCACAUUGGGGAGCCCAAAAGUCCGGGGGUUAUAACCUCAUCCGUUUCCUCCACCUGCACGACUCCCAAAAUACCACUCUUAUUGCCCGCGUGCCGCUGCGUGAUGAGGAAGGCCUAGACACCUCCAUUCCGAAACGCAUCGAGAGCGAAGUGGCGACAAUGGAGUAUGUUGAAAGGUAUACCAACAUCCCACUGCCCCACGUCUGUCAUUACAGCGUUGAUGCUGGCGGAGAUGUUCGGUCGCCUUACAUCCUCAUGACCAAAGUGGAAGGCACGCCGCUUGCUUCAGUGUGGGACGACAUGGACGACGAAAAGCGGCGCAUCGUACUCCGUCAAGUCAUUGGCGUCCUCCUUGAGCUAUGGUCGCAUCGCUUCGAUAAGGUUGGUGCGCUUUUCAAGCGUCCUGAGAGGGGUGGGGGGAAGGAUCCAUGGUAUAUUGAAUCGUCCACGGUUCUCAAAAACCCGACCGACACCAUCGAAUGUCAAUACAACCUUUUGACCACGUCGUUUCCCCACGCCGCGGAUUAUUGGCUAGCUUACUCCAAUGCUUACCUUCGCAAUGAAUGCGAGACGAGGUUUGGCUAUAAAGCCAAAGAAUACAGCUAUGCACAUGGAUGGUUCAUGCGCUCUCUCGUUCCUGCCUUAUUCGAUCCCUCCAACGAUGCCCACGGACAUCCCCUCACCCAUGGUGAUUUUCACUCCCAAAAUAUCAUGUUCACCGACCUGGACACCCAUCCCCGCCUUAGCGCUGUCAUCGACUGGGAGUUCUCCGGUACGGAAUACGUGUCGACGUUUGGGCAAUACCCAUUCUUCAUCGUUGAUCACCCUUGGUGGGACGAAGACCACCCGCUGCGCGAGAGAAACGUGCGAGAUCAGGCCACCUUCGACGAGAUCCUUUUCGAAGAGGAGCGCACAUCUGCCCGAGUUGGCGGUGCGCCACUUUCACGCCUGAUCUCUGAGAGUUAUGGCGUCUAUCUCUUCCAACAGGUGAUGCAGUUCCCUAGGGAAAUGUAUGCCCCACUUUUUCCGCUGCUAGUCAAGCAUGUGUUAGGCGAGUACGGGGAUUUCUCGUACAGCUAUUUCGAUGCCUUGUUGGAAAAUGGUAUAUUGAAGAAGGAGCUGACACGUUUUGAUCAGGAGGCGGAGGCGUUUCUUGAAGCACGGCGAGUUUUAGGCGAAGAAAAGGUUAAGAUGCUAAUCAGGUUGGUUGAGUUCAAGGACUUGAUUGCAAAGGACCUUGAGAGAUUCAACGAAGGAAGUGUAGUACGCGAGUGGUUGGCGUCUGUAACCUGA
This is a messenger RNA of Laccaria bicolor S238N-H82, 1431 nucleotides long. RefSeq lists its product as uncharacterized. The coding region runs from base 1 to 1431 and encodes 476 amino acids. The transcript has a single exon. NCBI's taxonomy places the organism in Eukaryota, Fungi, Basidiomycota, Agaricomycetes, Agaricales, Hydnangiaceae. The record is from RefSeq and is a predicted model, not a curated record.